AAAUAAUUUUCUGCGCGUGCGCCGACACACUUCCCCAAUCAAAGAUCGGGACGAACGGACUAGAGAUUAGUGUUUGGGAAUUGUUUACUCGUGAAAAAUUAAAUUUUUUAAAGUCCGUUUCGAUAUUUUAAGACGAAUUAAAGUGUUUAGAAGCGAGUUAUGCCAUUUUUAAUUGUUUAUAAAGCACGUAUUAACGCCGAUUCGGUUUUAAAGCUCGACAAGUCGUUAGGGUUAAACGUCGUUUAAAAAAGUUUUCGUAGAAAAGAUGAUAGGAUGUUCAUGACUCGACUACAUGAUGAAUGAAUUAAGACAAAUGUGUGUCAGUGAAAGAAACCAUGUCAAAUGCAAGAUUUAUUCUCCAAGUCCAUGUUGGUACUUUCAGCACAUUUUACGAAGCUCUAUCAAUAGAAGCAAGCAAACAGACAAUAUCAGAUGAAAUAGUUUCAUGUGUUGUAGAAAAAUUAGGUCUUAAAUACCCUCAGAAUUAUGAAUUGGCAGAAGUGGUGUAUGAUGCCAAUGGACAGGACUGCAAAGAAAGGAGACUGGGAGGUACUGAAUCUCCUGUUGCAUUACAAUUAUUAUGGCCUCGACCCACCUCUCUUGUUGAAUGUGAUAGGGAGUUUCAAGCUCCCCAAUAUCGUUUCUGCUUACGCCAGAAAUUUAGUGACAGUGCUCGUCAUGGUUUGUUAUGGCCAGAUAGCACUGAUCAUAAGUUAAUUCAAGAAUAUUUUUUAAGAUUCUUGUAUCAGCCAAGGGAUAAGGAAUAUACAGAUCUGUGCCAGCUUCCAAAUUUAACAGAACAAACUUUACUAGAAAAUUUGAAAGUUAGAUUUGAAAAGGGUCAUAUAUACACUUAUGUUGGCUCUAUACUAAUAGCUGUAAAUCCAUUUAGGUUUUAUCCUAUAUAUAAUCCAAAAUAUGUAAAACUUUAUCAAAAUCAUCAACUAGGUGAUCUACCACCUCAUAUAUUUGCUAUAGCAGAUGCAGGCUAUCAGUUAAUGCUCCGGCAGCGAAAAAAUCAAUGUAUUGUUAUAUCAGGAGAAAGUGGAUCUGGAAAAACAGAAAGUACACAUUUAUUAUUACAUCAUUUAACUGCUCUUAGUCAAAAAGGCACUCAUGGAAGUGGAGUGGAACAAACUAUUCUAAGUGCAAGUCCCGUUUUAGAGGCAUUUGGAAAUGCUAAAACUAAGCAUAAUAACAACUCAAGUCGAUUUGGAAAAUUUAUUCAAGUUAAUUAUAAAGAAAAUGGCCAAGUUCAUGGAGCUUUGGUUCAAAAAUAUUUACUUGAAAAAUCAAGAAUUAUAUCUCAGUCUAAAAAUGAAAGAAAUUAUCAUGUAUUUUACUAUAUGCUGGAAGGAGCAAAUGAUGCUGAAAGAAAUUUGUUUCAUUUACAUCAAUCUAAAGACUAUUACUAUCUUAAUCAGAGUGAUUGUUUUAAAGUGGAAGGAGUUGAUGAAGCAUAUGAAUUCAACAGACUUAAACAGUCAAUGGAAAUGGUUGGAUUUACACCAGACAAACAAAAAGGACUGCUUGGGAUUUUGUCAGCUGUAUUACAUCUUGGAAAUGUGGAAUUUAGUAAGAAAUCCAAUUAUUAUAGUGAUGAAGUUGUUGUUAUAAAUAAUCCCGCAACAGUUAGCAUUAUUUCUCAAUUACUUGGGGUAAAAGAAGAAACUUUAAAUUCUGCCCUGACUUGCAAACAUGUUAAGACAAGAGGAGAAACUUUAAUAUUCCAUUACAAAAUGCCAGAAGCCAUUGCAACAAGGGAUGCCAUGGCUAAAUGUCUUUAUAGUGCAUUAUUUGAUUGGAUUGUCAUGCAAGUUAAUCAUGCUUUGUUAGCAAAGCAGGAUGCUCGUGAACACAAAGGAAACAGUAUUGGUGUACUUGAUAUUUUUGGAUUUGAAGAUUUUGGAUCUCAUAAUAGCUUUGAACAGUUUUGCAUAAAUUUCGCAAAUGAGCAUUUACAAUAUUAUUUUAAUCAGCAUGUCUUCAAAUAUGAACAGGAAGAAUAUGAACGUGAAGGAAUUCAAUGGAAAAACAUUGAAUUUAAAGAUAACACAGGUUGCUUAGAGUUAAUUGAAGGACGUCCUCAUGGAUUACUGUGUUUGUUAGAUGAUCAGUGCAGUUUUCCUGGAGCAACUGAUGCUACAUUACAACAAAAAUUUGAAAAUCAUUAUCGAAAUAAUGAAUUUUAUGAGCUACCUCAAUGUAAAGAGAAUUCAUUUUUUGUUAAACAUUAUGCUGGCAAAGUAAAAUAUCAAAUAAAAGAUUUUAGAGAGAAGAAUCUGGAACUUAUGAGGCCAUAUUUUGUUUUAUUACUGAAAAGUAGCAGCUUUACUCUUGUACGAGAAUUGGUUGGAACUGAUCCAGUGGCUGUUUUUCGUUGGGCAAUAUUACGAGCUUUCUUUAGAGCUCAUUUUGCAUUUUUAAAAUUACAUCAAUCAGCUACAGAUCCUAAAAAUUCAAAACUGAAUAAAAUGAAAGAAAAUUGCCUUCGUCAAAAUCGAAAAAAUAGUUCUACUAACUCAAAUCAAUAUGAGAAAUCAACAAGAAAUCCAUUGUCAACAGUUCAGACACUAUCACUUCAAUCUCCGAACAAGACUUGUAAUAAGGAAUAUGGCAUAUGCUCAUUGCAUUCACUUGAAGCUGUAUUGUGUGCUAGUGAGGCAAAAGUGUUGGAAAGAGCAAAUCAAAUCAUGCUUAAAAGUAAAUCUUCAAAGAAAACAAAACAUCAAAAAACAUUAAGCAAUUUAAAAACUAUGAAAGCAUUAAUGGGAAAGAGUCAUUAUUGUGGACAUAGAACAGCAAAAAAGCAAUCUCCUACUGUCAGUGCUCAGUUUCAGACUUCAUUGAAUCAGUUAAUGGAAACUUUGAAUCAUGCUAAUCCAUUUUUUGUUCGCUGCAUCAAAUCUAAUGCAGAAAAGAUACCAAACUGUUUUGAUGAUGCUAUGAUUCUGAGGCAGCUUAGAUAUACAGGAAUGCUUGAAACUGUUCGAAUUCGACAAUCAGGAUAUAGUGUUAGACUUACAUUUGAGGAAUUUAUACAAAGAUACAGAAUAUUGCUUCCAAAAGGCCUUCUUAGUUCACAAUUAGAUAUAUCUAAUUUUCUUACUAAUAUGUCUCUUAACGAAGAUAAUUAUCAAAUGGGAAAAACAAAGGUAUUUUUUCGUGAAAGUGAAAAAUUAAAACUUGAUGAGUGCCUUCAUCAAACUAUUCUUCAUCAUAUUGUAAUUUUACAAAGAUGGGUCCGAACUUGGUUAAUUCACCGACGAUUCAAACGGAUGAAAGUUGCUGCCAUAAUUUUGCAAAAAAAUAUUAGAAGAUAUCUUGCACAACAAAAGUUAAUUAACAUGAAGUUGCAGAUACUUGCAGCAUUGUGCAUUCAGCGUGUGUGGCGUGGCUAUCGUAUUAGAAAAUGGUACAGAAAAUUGCAGAGGGGAUGUAUUGUUAUACAAGCUGCUUGUCGGGGUUAUUUGAAUCGAAAAAAAUAUCAAUAUUUAUGGGAAAAUCAUCAAAAACAAAGGGCAUCACUUCAGGAAAAUAGUCAAAAAGCAAUAAUAGUUCGUCCUAGAAGAGCAAUGUCUGCUAGUCUGUUAGAUAACCCCAAUCAAUUUGAUUGGAAUGUAAAAUCCUAUUUAGUCACAAAAACAAAACCCGAAGUUUUCCAACGACAGCAAUCAAAGGAUUCCGAUGGGAGUAGUGGAAUUCAUGAAGAUUCUGAACCUGAAAGCCUUGCAUCAGAAAGUACUGGAUCUGCUUUACACAGUCCUCCUCCUUCACCUUUAGUAGAAGGACCAUCUAGUCUUCCUGUCAAUUAUGUUAAACAAAAUAGGCGAAAUAGAAAAGAAAGGUAUAUAGAAAUAUGUUCAUUAGAUGGCCGUUUAUGUAUUUGCUAUAAAGAUCUAAUAGAUAAUUUUGAGCAAGUUAUGCAAAGUGUUUGUCAUCAAGAAAACACUAGUCAAACAUUCCCUGUAAUUAUGGGUGUAAAUGCAUUCCGUGGCUUUCUAGAUGAAUUUAGAAAUUUAUAUAGGAAUGAAGAAAAAAUUAAAUCUAAAGGGAAGAAAAGAAAACGAAAGAAAAUGGAAUUAUCAGAAUAUAUGGGUCAUAAAUUCAUGGCUGUUGUUAUAAACAUUCCUACUGCUUGCGAAAUAUGUUCUUCUUUUAUGUGGUUAAUGGAGAAGGGAUUAGUCUGUCAAGGAUGUAAAUUGACCUGUCAUAAAAAGUGUUACACUAAAGUUAAUGUAUAUUGUAAGAAUUGCCUCAGCCAACAUGAGAAGCGUGUUUUUGGUGCUCCAUUAGAAUAUCUAGUAUCAUCUGAGAUUAGAAUUCCUAUUGUUGUUGAACGAUUAAUAACAGUAAUAGAAUUAAAAGGAUUGUAUACAGAAGGUAUCUACAGGAAGUCUGGAAUUGCUUCCAAAGUACGAAAAUUAAAAGAUCUAAUGGAAGAAGAUCCCUCUUCUGUUGAUUUAGAUUCUUUUCCUGUUCAUGUGCUGACCACAGUUUUGAAAUCCUUUUUCAGAGAAAUGCCAGAACCAUUAAUGACUUAUGAACUCUAUGACGAUUUUAUUAGAGCAUGUGAACUCUCUGAUUUCAUGGAACGAAUUCAAACAAUAUACAUCCAUCUUCAUAAGCUUCCUGUAGCAAAUUUUGAUGUAUUAGAGAGACUUGUCUUCCAUUUAGCCAGAGUGGCACAACAAGAAGAAUAUAAUCGCAUGUCAAUAAAUGCACUAGCCAUAAUAUUUGCACCUUGUAUUUUGAGGACUAAUAAGAAGUUACGGGUACAAGAUACAUUGGAAGAUGUUGGAAAACAAACUUUGUGUAUAGAAACAAUUUUAAAGAAACAACUUCAUCAAGUACGAACAACACUGGCAGAUAUUGAUACAUUAGAUGCAGCUUGUCACACAGCAACAUCAAGAUUAAGUUCACUUCGAUCAUCAAAGAUUUUCCUGCUUCAAGAAAAUGACAAUAAAUCAUCUAAUGUAGAAAAUUUUGAGGAAGAAAUAUUGACACAGCAUAUUGAAAAUAUGCAGAAUGAAAAAGUUCUUUUAACCACCGUUUUACCUUCACUGUGGCAUACUCAAGAAGGUUCAGAUGAUGAUCUUCUAAGCACAGAUAUGGAUAGCAAUACUGGUAGUGUUGAUGAUAUAUGCAGUAAUCAAUAUUCUGACACACUCUCUUCAGGUGAUCCACCAGCCAAGCUUCAGCCUAAUAAUUUGAAACAUUUAACCAAGAAUAGAGUAUUGGUACCUAAAAGACGCCUGCCAUCAAGAUUUGUACAUAAUUCAUCUCAGCAAGAUAAAAACAAGAUGGAUGAGAGUGUUGUAUCAUUCUUUCACCCGCAAGAUGUAGAUCAAGAAGAAGCCAUCAGAGUUUAAACAAAAUAUAUAUGUACUACAUAUAUUUUGAAAAGAGAAUUCUACUUGUAACUUCUUUAAGAAGUUUUUAAAUAGCAUAAAUUUAUUUUGCUCAUUAUUGUUGUUGUUUUUGUAUUUAUAUAAAAUAUUCCUUCAAACUAUUAUAGAAAUAUUUGUUAUUUUGAAUUAAAAAUAAUAGAUUUAUAUCUUUGAUAUAAUUUGCAUUGUGGAUUCCUUUAUAGGAAUGGAAGAGAUGCAGAAAUCUAGCAGUGCUAGAGAAAAUGCAAUUAUUAUAAAGAAUUGGGAUCAAAUUCUCUUGCAUUUUAUAAAAGAAAUCUCAUUCAUUCAUAAAUCCAGUACAUUAAGAAUUCGUUAUGAAGCAUAAUUGUUACAAUAUUGUGAAAAGUUUAGCAUUUGUGAAUAUAUUGUAAGUAAAAGGAUUAAAAAUCUUCUAGAAUAAUGUUAAAAGUCAAUUUUCUUCAUUAUUUUUUUUAAAGUAAGUACUUUUAAUGUUAAAACAAUAAUUCUUCUUGUUGUAAUAGUAUUCAUCUACAAAGAAAUCUACUGUAACUGUGUUUGUGAUUUGUUUAAUGUUUGAUAUAUGUAUAUUUAUACAUAAGUGUCGGACAAUAUUUUCGAUCCUUUUAAUACUCAGUAUAUUUCAAAAAUCAGCCAAAAUAUAUCAUUGUACAUUAGACAUUUUUUUAAAAUACAAAAAAAAUAUUAUAUAUAUUGUAUACACAAAUUCAUAUGCAAGCAUGUUUAUAUAUAUAAGCAUAUGAUUUUGUAUAAAGGUUAUCUGACUUUGUCUUCCACACCAUACACCAUGGGGAAAUUAUCUCAAACAUGGUUCAGAUUUUCUUUUUUUUUUUUUUUAGUUAUUUAUAAAAUGUCAUUUGUAUAAAUUAUUUAGAUGAAAUAUUUAACAAUGGAAGAACCAUUGUAUCUAUAAUGUUUGUCCAUUUAAAAUGUAUUAUAAGAAGGAUAUAUUGACGUUAAUGUUCCAGUUUUCUCAAAAUAAGACUAACAGGAUCUUCCACUUAUCUAUUUUGAGUAUCGUACUAAUCUGGUAUCAGUUGCUGUUUAUUCUGUAUAGCUUUGCAUUAAAUUGCUGUGUACAGCGAUCACCACUCCAAUAUCAUUAUUGUACGUUUGUAUGGAGAAGUUACACCAUCGUUGUAUAAAUGAAAAAUGAUUUUUUUCCCUACUCCUCAUCUUAAGAAAGAAUUGUGGAAAUCUUGUGUAUUUGUGAACAUUUUGCUAAAAGUAAAAAUAUAUAUAUUUAUAAUUUUGCAUUAAAGUAAUUUCAGAGAUUUUAA
Molecule: messenger RNA, 6670 nt
Organism: Centruroides sculpturatus (bark scorpion)
Lineage: Eukaryota; Metazoa; Arthropoda; Arachnida; Scorpiones; Buthidae
Product: unconventional myosin-IXa-like
Exons: 36
Coding region: 336-5372 (1678 amino acids)
Biological process (GO): intracellular signal transduction
Cellular component (GO): myosin complex
Molecular function (GO): ATP binding; protein binding; GTPase activator activity
Source: RefSeq, a predicted model, not a curated record